CCCUAUAAUUGGUGGUAGAAAUAUUUUUAGGCAGUUGGGGUGUUAAACUUUCUUAGAGGCGGGGACAAUAGGAAUUCGACGUCACUAUUUAUGAAUAAGUUCAUCACGUAGAGUAGCACAAAGCCUUCACAUUGAAAUACCACCCGUGGAAGCAAAGGUCUCGCUAAAUAUGCGCGUCAAAGUAAAGGAAUGUAUUACGUUGGUUUAAUUGGAAAAACGCGAUGGGGGUGCGAGGUCAGUUGAGUGGGCUCCCUCCUCCCAUAAUAGGCAGUUAGGUACGAUACGAUCUCGGGGCGCGCAGUCGAGCUGGGUGCUCGGUGCUCGGCAGUGCCGCGCCACUCGCCCCAGCGGUCGCGAACCACCGGUUCGCCGAUUGUCAGCAAACUUUGGCAAUCUUCGAGUGUUUUAUCGAAAAUACAGAAACAACUUUGCGUAUGGAUGCCGGCUAGCACUGGACCCAUGAAACAUGGGCUGCACGAGCAGCGCUCCAAGUAUGGCUCCACCGAAUGCCACAGAAAGAAAUAUAUCAUUUGCAGACGAAGAAGAAAAGCCAACGGAGGAGUUAAAGAAAAUGGAAUCCCAAACACGAGCCAUUAUUGAAAAUAAGGUGCUUCCUAAAAUGUGUGAUAAUUUAGAUGAAUCAAUACUAUUAUCUCGAACCGGCAAAUCUAUAUUAGAUACUGCAAGUCAGCGAAUAGAUAAAGAUGUACAAACGGAUAGUUUUAGGAUAGAUAACCAAAACGCCUGGGAUGAAAGUUUUAGAUUAAUGCAGGAAGAAAAAGAGCACACUCCAAAAUUAGAAGAAGUGGUGGAGCAAGUGGUGGAGAUGUUGCACUCAGAUAACAACACAGAGAGUGCGAGGAAUACUCCCGAGGAGCCCGAAGCUGCCCCCGAGGUCGCGGAGGUCAGCGAAGAAGUCGACGCUGCAGACACUGCAGAAGAACUAGAUAAAAAUUGCGAGCAUUCAGAAGAAAUGGUCAGCCCGAGUCAAUCGGAGAGCAGUCGAGCCACGCGCUGGGAAGCGCUAGCGGACAUCGCGGCAGAGCUGCCGCCUUCGCUCGCCGUCGACCCUCUUACCGGACAAAUCUACACCUUAAAGUGAACAAUGCUCAGGCGCUGGUUGACUUCAGGGUAGUUAUCUCCGUCAACCUUAUUAAAACUCUAAUUCAAUCUACCAAUAAUAUAAUAUUCAAGUGAUAGUUAAGUAGGUACUGCGUUUUAAGAUGUCACUCUAGCCAGUCUAAGGAAUAGUUUUGGGAUCCUAAUUUAAUACCAUGCUCAACAACAAACUAAAAGUUGGUACCGGUUACGGGCUCUAAACUAUAUCUUCGAUUCUUUCUCAUAAGGCAUAUGACUGUAAAGUCACAGUUUACCGGGCCCUCUAACAGGACUCUAUUUUACACCUAAAAAAGAUCGUUGGCUGAAUUCUGCCUAGCUGA
This is a messenger RNA of Cydia splendana, 1439 nucleotides long. RefSeq lists its product as uncharacterized. The transcript has 4 exons. The coding region runs from base 467 to 1102 and encodes 211 amino acids. The record is from RefSeq and is a predicted model, not a curated record. Lineage: Eukaryota; Metazoa; Arthropoda; Insecta; Lepidoptera; Tortricidae.